AUGGCAGCAGCUAGUGACAAUCAUUAUGGGAUUGUGAUAGAUGCGGGUUCUUCCGGCUCUAGGAUUCAUAUUUUUGAAUGGCAAGAUCCCGCUGCUUUGAACAAUGCAAAAGUGACUGAAGAGCUAAAGCAGUCGGUACCCCAGAUCUUCCAGGAUAAAGACUGGACCUAUAAAGUGACCCCAGGGCUUUCCAAGUAUGAAGAGAAGCCACAAAAGGCUUUUUCCAAGCACAUAAAACCGCUACUCGAGUAUGCCAAGAACAUCAUUCCUGAGGACAAAGUCAAAGAAACCCCAGUCUUUGUCCAGGCUACCGCUGGGAUGAGGUUACUUCCUGCGAAGAAGAGAGAUAAGAUUCUCGAGGAUGUGUGCCACGGUAUAAAACAUUCGACCGAUUUUCUUCUCAGCAACUGUGAAUCACAGGUUCAAGUCAUCGAUGGCGAGACAGAGGGCUUGUACGGAUGGAUAGGCUUGAACUAUUUGUUAGGAAAUUUCAAUGAGUACGAUACUUCAAAAGAAGAGCAUUCAACAUUCGGUUUCAUGGACAUGGGCGGUGCCUCAACCCAAAUAGCUUUUUCUCCCAGCGACUCUAAUGAAAUAGCUAAGCAUAAAGAUGAUAUGGCCAAAAUUACUCUGAGAAGCAUCAAUGGAGAAUCACAGGAGUGGGAUGUAUUUGUUAGCACUUGGCUAGGAUUUGGAGCCAACGAGGCCAGAAGAAGGUAUCUUGUUCAACUGAUUAACGCUCUUCCGGAAAACUCAAAUAAAUACGAUGAUGAUGAUUACAAAACUCGCGAAAUCACGGAUCCAUGUCUGCCCAAGAAUUGCAAGACCGAGUUUGAGUACAAGGAUAAGGACUUUAAGUUCGUCGGGUCUGGUGACCAGGAACAAUGCCUAAAGUUGAUCUAUCCGCUGCUUUUAAAGAAUCUACCAUGUUCAGACGAGCCCUGCCUCUUCAACGGUGUACAUGCUCCUCAAAUAGAUUUUUUUAAGGACAAGUUUGUUGGCACGUCGGAAUAUUGGUACACUGCGAAUGACGUCUUCAAUCUUGGUGGGUCAUAUAACUUUGAAGAGUUUGGAAACCAUGUUAAGGAGUUUUGCGAUACGGAUUGGCAGGAAAUUAAAGCCAACAGCAAGCAAGGAAUGUACAACUCGAUACCAACUUCAUUUCUGGCAGAUUCUUGCUUCAAAGCGAAUUGGGUACUCAACGUGCUGCACGAAGGCUUUGGUCUACCGAGGGCUGGAGUUGACAAGAUCGAAGGCGAGGCAGGAAAUGGCGACCAUCCUUUAUUCCAAAGCGCAGUCACUAUUCAAGAUAGAGAACUUUCAUGGACGCUUGGGCGCAUCCUCUUAUAUGCCUCUGCCGGAGUCACAGCUACAAAUCCUAAAUCAAUUGUAGGUAUUGAGCCAAGCCCUAAUGAGGCAUCUAUGCUGGAUAAAAAGUUUAUUCCGGGAGCUAUUUUACCUGCUGAGAAUCCCACGCUUCCAACCUGGAGUGCUCUCAAAUGGAUUGUUCCACUAUGUCUGAUCAUGAUAUGCUUCCUGCUACUACGAAAUUUGUCGGUCAUCAAGAAAUGGAGAAGUGUUCUGGACAACUUCAAACAUAAAGCUUCGAGAUUCAAGUAUUUGAAUAUUCAAAAUGAUCCUCAAAGCCAACUAGAAGAAGGAUUCUACAAUAACGCAGCCGAGAAUUUUGGAGACAGCGACCGAGAAGGAUUUAAAUUCAGAAGUAAGAGUGCCUUCAGCUUGAACUUGAAUGAAGGCUCAGCUCAAGAAAGUCCCGGAUACCCAAUGCGAUUUGUGUCUGCAUCCGUCGCAAGCAGUCCGACUGUCCCAAAAAUGCCGUCUACACCCCCAUUGCAUCCAACUAAGGCUUUGAGACCUGCAUUCUCACUCUCAGACUUCUCCAAGUUCAAGGAUGCCAAGUUCAACGACUGA
Messenger RNA from Torulaspora delbrueckii, 1932 nucleotides. It is a transcript of the gene YND1, whose product is annotated as apyrase. The record is from RefSeq and is a predicted model, not a curated record. Gene Ontology annotation, molecular function: nucleoside diphosphate phosphatase activity. NCBI's taxonomy places the organism in Eukaryota, Fungi, Ascomycota, Saccharomycetes, Saccharomycetales, Saccharomycetaceae. Gene Ontology annotation, cellular component: membrane. The transcript has a single exon. Bases 1 to 1932 code for a protein of 643 amino acids. Gene Ontology annotation, biological process: nucleoside diphosphate catabolic process.